AGCCACGCAGGGCCACGUAUGCGGGUUCUAAGCGCUCCAGUCUGGCUGUGGGCGUCGCCUCGAGGGCGCUGCUACGCGGGUGGAGUGGACGCGGAGUCUCCUAGCAAAGACAUGGAUUUAGGUGCUAUUACAACACGCUCAGCAUUUCAUGCCAAGCCCCAUGGACUUACUCUUCAAUAUGGGACUGCUGGAUUUCGAACUAAGGCGGAAAAUCUUGACCAUAUCAUGUUCCGCAUGGGAUUAUUAGCUGUCCUGAGGUCGAAACAGACAAAAUCCACCAUAGGAGUCAUGGUAACGGCAUCGCACAAUCCUGAGGAAGAGAAUGGUGUAAAAUUGAUCGAUCCUUUGGGUGAAAUGUUGGCACCAUCUUGGGAGGAACAUGCUACCCGUUUGGCAGACGCUGAGGAACAAGAUAUGCAGAGAGUGCUUAUUGACAUCAGCGAGAAAGAAGCUGUAGAUCUGCAGCAAGAUGCCUUCAUAGUUAUUGGUAGAGAUACCAGGCCCAGCAGUGAGAAACUUUCACAGUCUGUAAUAGAUGGUGUGACUGUUAUUGGAGGACAAUUCCAUGAUUAUGGCUUUUUUAAAAAAACCCCGCUGCACUACAUGGUAUACUGUCGAAAUACUGGUGGUCAAUAUGGAAAGGCAACCAUAGAAGGUUACUACCAGAAGCUCUCUAAGGCUUUUGUGGAACUUACCAGACAGGCUUCCUGCAGCGGAGAUGGAUAUAGGUCACUUAAGGUCGACUGUGCAAAUGGCAUAGGGGCCUUGAAGCUAAGAGAAAUGGAACACUACUUCUCACAGGGCCUAUCUGUUCAGCUGUUCAAUGAUGGGACCACAGGGAAACUCAAUCAUUUAUGUGGGGCUGACUUUGUGAAGAGUAAUCAGCAACCCCCACAGGGAAUGGAAAUGAAGUCCAAUGAACGGUGCUGUUCCUUCGAUGGAGAUGCAGACAGAAUUGUGUAUUACUACUACGACACAGAUGGUCACUUUCAUCUCAUAGAUGGAGACAAGAUGGCAACGUUAAUUAGCGGUUUCCUCAAGGAGCUCCUUUCGGAGAUUGGAGAAAGUUUGAAUAUUGGUGUUGUACAAACUGCAUAUGCAAAUGGAAGUUCAACACGGUAUCUUGAAGAAGUUAUGAAGGUACCUGUCUCUUGCACCCAAACUGGUGUAAAACAUCUGCACCACAAGGCUCAAGAAUUUGACAUUGGAGUUUAUUUUGAAGCAAACGGGCACGGCACAGUACUGUUUAGUAAAGCUGUUGAAAUGAAGAUAAAGGAACUAGCAGAGGAAUUAGAAGAAAAGAAAAGAAAAGCUGCCAAGAUUCUUGAAAACAUCAUUGACUUGUUUAACCAGGCAGCUGGUGAUGCUAUUUCUGACAUGCUGGCGAUUGAGGCAAUUUUGGCUCUGAAGGGCUUGACUGUACAACAGUGGGAUGCCAUCUACACAGACCUUCCGAACAGACAACUCAAAGUUAAGGUUGCAGACAGAAGAGUUAUCAGCACCACCGAUGCAGAAAGACAAGCAGUUACACCCCCAGGACUGCAGGAGGCAAUCAAUGACCUAGUGAAGAAGUACCAACUGUCCCGAGCUUUUGUCCGGCCCUCUGGUACAGAAGAUGUUGUCCGAGUAUAUGCAGAAGCAGACUCACAAGAAAGUGCAGACCAUCUUGCACAUGAAGUGAGCUUGGCAGUAUUUCAGCUUGCUGGAGGAACUGGAGAGAGACCCUAAACAGAACCUUCAGGACAAUGUUAAGAUGACUUACCGGUUCAUAAACUCCAUCGAGGUGAACAGGAACAUUGUCUGUUCCUCCUGUAUACCCAGGUGGAGGUGCUCACACUAAACAUAGGAGGAUGCAUGGUCCAGGCUUCAGUUAUUCUUCACUUCUCUUAAUGAAGGUUUGUGGAAGAUAAACUAAUUGUAACACCUUGCCAAGCCUCUGCCAGAGAAGUGACAUCACUCUUGAUACCAGAACACGGUUAAUAAUGGAAAGAAAAAUAUCCCCAACCAAUCUAAAUUAAACCAAGGCUGAAACCAAUAGAAAAAAAUGUGUAGUAUGUAUUUUAGAGGCUUAAGACAAGUCAAGACAAUAAAACAAUGGAUUAUAUAUGUAUAUAUAGAUCUCUCUUAGGCACCGUAAUCAAUAUGAGCCAACAAUAUUUAAACUUGAUUCAGGCCACAUUCAGACAUUUUGUUCUUAUUUACAAAUAUUUAAAUUAAAUACAACCUGAAGUGUGUUUUGUUACAUACAAAAAAAAAAAAAAAAAAAAAG
Molecule: messenger RNA, 2269 nt
Organism: Tupaia belangeri chinensis (Chinese tree shrew)
Lineage: Eukaryota; Metazoa; Chordata; Mammalia; Scandentia; Tupaiidae
Gene: PGM3
Product: phosphoglucomutase 3
Exons: 14
Coding region: 19-1728 (569 amino acids)
Biological process (GO): hemopoiesis; UDP-N-acetylglucosamine biosynthetic process; carbohydrate metabolic process
Molecular function (GO): phosphoacetylglucosamine mutase activity; magnesium ion binding
Source: RefSeq, a predicted model, not a curated record